CGUAACAUGUGGAGGACACUGGUGUAGAAACAGCUGAUCCUUAAGUUCGGUUAGUUUAAGUCGUGCAUGAGCCCGACAUUAGUUCGGUUAGUUUAAGUCGUGCAUGAACCCGAAAUUUGUUAACACAGAAAUUUUGGUUAUUCGCUUGGAUCUUGGAUUUGAUUAUUUUGUGCCUCCUGUGUUUGGUUUGUGUCAUUUAUGACUUUGACCAGCGCCACCUUCAACUUAGUUGAAGGUGGCGCUGCUUUGACUUAUAAAAUAAAAUGUAAUCAGCAUGUUUCGUGCUAUAGAUCAUAGAUGACAGCAACGUCAGGUUUUGUAUUUUGUAGGUUUUGUAUACAAAUGGUCAAAUACCAAAACUAUGAUAAACAUUUGAAAAACACCUCUCAAAAUGACUGGUGAAAUAUGUAUAAUGUGUUUGAAGAAAGAUGUGACCCUAUUUAAUGUUCAUACGGUAUACGACACGAUAAAAAAAAACUUCGGCGAACUUUAUGGCAGUCAGGUUAGAGGAAUUAUAGAUCCAUCUGAUUGUGUCUGUUAUGAUUGUUUUAUUGUACUUGAUAAACUAGCUAAGGCGAAGAGACAGAUAUGGAACACCAUUUGUCGCAAAAUACAGAAGGGAACUGCACAGAUGGAAAAAACUUUGCAGGGAAUUGAUACUAUCAAGAUGGAAGCAAAACAGAAACCAGAUGAUUCAGAGCAAGAGGAGUAUGAUAGGGUUCCAAGAAGCGGUUCACCUCAAAAUAGUUCAGCCUUACUAGAACAUACUCAUUCCGAGUCAUAUAAUAAGAAAAUGGAAGAUGCUAUAGCUUUAACCCAGUAUCAGAAAGCAAAUGGUGAUCAUACAAGGAAACGGAAAAGGAGUAAGUCUUCUUUAGGGGCGAGAAGCCUCAAAAGAUGCAGUUCUACAACAUCAGUGUCGUCAGUGUCAUCCUACAUAAGCACUGAAACUUGUGAUGAAGUUGCCGAUAUCAAUGCAUGGAACAUUAGGAGGGCAUUGUCAAGGACACCCAACAGUGUCUAUUCCUCUAGCUGUGUUACUGAUUCAAGCACGGUUGAGUACGACGACGUCGGGAGACUAGUAAAGAAGAGAACAAGGUCAGUAUCUCGAGCACAAGAGGAGGAGAAGCUGCGCCUUGAAAGUGUUGAAGGUACCAUUUUUUACUGUACCGAGAAAGACUGUGAUGGAUCAUUUAUGGACCUUGAUCUGUAUAACCUCCAUAGAACCAUACGCCACAGAGCUUUGGCGAUGUAUAUUUGCUAUGAAUGCAACAAAAGCUAUACAACAGCCGAGCACCUGCGACUGCAUAGUUUGACCCACGAUAUCUCGUCGUUCUUCUGCCUGAUGUGCGGCGUUGAAAUGCCAAAUUGUGCUGAAUUGCAGAAGCACCUGGAUGAGCAUUUAGCCUAUUCUGUUCCAUGCAAGUAUUGUGAUAAGUCAUUCCUCUCCAAAUCAGCGUGCGCGCAGCACUGCCAGGUGAAGCAUAAAAAGACGAGGUAUAGACGGUUGAACAGAUGUGAACAUCUCAUUAUUGAUAGGGUGGAUUUCAAACCCCUCUCCACAAACGACAAUCAAGAAGAUCGUACUUAUAAGGCUUACAUAAUAGAGCAGGGUUCGUCUACUCGGCUAGAUGUAAAUCCAGAGAAUUUAAGAAUGAUGAACAUCGAGAACACUGAAGAUGAUCUUCCAUCUGGUGAAGUAGAAGCCGAAUAUGAAACAAAAGAAGUUGAAGAAAAUAUAGCCCAACCAGAAGAACUUGCAGAAGAGAUUAGUCAAGAACUGGUUGAAGAAGGUGUUAUUCAAGAAGAAGAAAUAGUAGAAAACGGGAUUAGUGAAGAAUCAUUUAGUGAAUUGUUGAGUUCUAGCGAAAUGUUAGAGGAUGUUAGAGAAAAUUGCGAUUAAACAUAAGGACCCCGUAAAGAAAGUUGUAAAUAGUCAUUAAACAUUGAAAGGUGUGUUUUGAGUUUUGAGAAAUGCAAAAAGGUAUAUCGAACAGCUGUAAAUGAUUUGUUGAUUUUAGUUGAAUAUCUUUAAUUUUGAAUGUACAAAGUCAUGAUAGUUUUCAUUAAGUUCGUUAUGCAUUAUUACCAUAUUCAUACAGCAGUGAACCCGCCCUAGAAAGAGAAAUUUUUAUAAAAACGUUAUUUUUGGGUUCUAAAAGUAUGAACCAAGUUCUCAAUAAAAAUCUUCAAGUGA
Molecule: messenger RNA, 2197 nt
Organism: Acanthoscelides obtectus
Lineage: Eukaryota; Metazoa; Arthropoda; Insecta; Coleoptera; Chrysomelidae
Source: the annotation of a GenBank genome assembly